AUGAAUAAUUCAAUCGACCUUCUUAAACAAAACGAAAGUAGGGAUUUUCCGAUCCUCAACAUGGCGGCGUUGGAAGAGGAUAUGGACACUGUUGAAUUUUAUGGUCUACAAGCAGAACCCACAGACUUUGACAGUCAAAAUAUAAAGAUAUCGCCAUUCCAAGUUCCAAAUAAGGUCGGGGGAUAUGUGUAUGAGACUACUCUUGAAUUCCGGCUUUGUAGUUUCAUUUGUACUGGCUCUCCAAAUCAUAACUAUAGGGCAGGGAAUUGUGAGCUGACUUUGGAAGAUGCACCUUUUGUAUUUCAAUUGAUCCAGGAGGGAUCAGGGAAAAGGGUUGUUGAGCUACUGGUUCAUUUCUCAACAAAUUUCCGCUCAUUAAAACAAGACCCACUGCUCUUUAUUUUGGCGAUUUGCUGCCGAUCCAAUAAUAAGGCUACAAAAAAUGCUGCAUACAGUGCACUCCCAUCCAUCUGUAGAAUUCCAACACAACUAUUCAGAUUUUUAGACUUCUGUAAAAUGAUAAGCAAUCAUCAGUCUGGAAGUAAAGGCUGGGGCAGAGCUCACCGAAAGGCAAUCGGCGAAUGGUAUCGUAGCUAUGGUGCAACAGAACGCAAACUGAAAUUAUUGGCGCUUCACAUAACAAAAUAUUCCAAAAGAUAUGGAUGGAAACAUAAAGAUGUGAUUCGCUUAUCCCAUCUCAAAGUUAAUGAAGAGAAUCCAACAUUAAAAUAUCUAGUCAUAGUUGCAGUAAAAGGAAAACAAUUUGCAGAUUCAACCAAUUUCAUACAGAAUCUACAACAACAAGAUAACUACAAAACCUCACAUUUAAAACAAAUCGUUGAUCUCCUUACUGCGAUUGAAAAUGCCAAGAAUACAGAGGACAUGUCUCAGAUGAGGAGACUCAUCUUGGAGCAUAAAUUAGUAAGAGAACAUGUGCCUCCCUGCUUCUUAAACGACAGAACAGUAUGGCUAGCUCUAGCUAGACACAUGCCAAUGAUAGCCCUGAUACGAAAUCUGGGGAAAAUGUCAAAAUUGAAGCUUUUCAAUCAAGUAACUUCAACUGAAGUCAAUAAAUCCUUUGAGGAACACUUAGUCGUAGAGAAAUUGAAAAAUAAUAGCCUCAUUUGCAAGGAAAAAAUCCACCCAUUUACAUAUAUGUUGGCGAUCCAUCAAUAUAAGAAAGGAGAAAAUGGACUUAAAACGUUACAGUGGCCAGUUUCUCCAGAUAUAUGUACUAGUCUUGAAGAAGGUCUGUAUUUCUCCUUUGAAAACAUCAGACCCACUGGAAAGCGGUUUUUAGUGGCAAUUGACAUCAGUAAAUCAAUGACAGAAAAAGUGAACGUCAUAGGUGCACCCUCCCUCCAGGCAAUAGACGUGGCUGCCUUCAUGUUAACUCUAACAAUCAGAAUAGAAAAAUCUUGUGACGCAAUCAUUUUUUCUGAUGACGAAACCAAAGAGUUGCGAUGUCUACCCUAUGAUCGUAUAAAUAUUGUUUCUGGAAAGAUCACGGAUCUUCUUGCAAAUCCGAUGUCAGGAUCAACAUCUAAUUGUUCUAUGCCAUUUAAGCACGCAAUGGAAAAGAAAAAAAUAUACGACGUGAUUGUAAUUUACACAGACAGUAACAUAUCUUUGGGUUAUCCCCAUCCAGCUCAGGCAUUAAAGAGUUAUAGAGAGGCUAUCAACAAGCCCGACGUGAAACUGGUCGUCUGCAAUCUGGCUUGUUCGGACGUCUCUAUUGGAGACAUAGAAGAUCCUUUCACCCUGACGGUUUGUGGAUUCGAUUCCUAUGUUCCCCAAACUAUAUCAAAUUUCAUAAAUGGUGAUUAUUGAUUUUUGUUAUGCAUUGAUGUAGAUGCGUAUCAUUCAAAUUCUAUAUUUACUCAUUGGGGAUUUAGACAGUUGAAGAAAUAUGCAUACAGAAUAUUUCUGUGUAAAUAAAUUAUAAGAAUAUAUGAUUGAUCCAUC
This is a messenger RNA of Ostrea edulis (European flat oyster), 1965 nucleotides long. RefSeq names its product RNA-binding protein RO60-like. NCBI's taxonomy places the organism in Eukaryota, Metazoa, Mollusca, Bivalvia, Ostreida, Ostreidae. The coding region runs from base 1 to 1830 and encodes 609 amino acids. Gene Ontology annotation, molecular function: RNA binding. Gene Ontology annotation, cellular component: ribonucleoprotein complex. The transcript is spliced from 2 exons. The record is from RefSeq and is a predicted model, not a curated record.